UGACAAACGUCAUCCGCAGUGAAGGGAGAGAAGGAAAAAAAAGGUCCAUCAAAAAUCGUUCGUGACAGUGCGCGAGCGAAAAGAACCAAGUCGGUCGGAUUUCGAGGUUUUGCGUGAAAAUUUCCGACCAAAUUUGCCCCCAAAGGUUUCGAGAGCUAUUUCCGGGGCCUUCCGUGUGCUUCGUUUGCCCGCUUCUUCCCGUUAUGUAAUGCCCUGUUGAAGGGUUUGUUUUGAUUUGAGCCUUCGAAAGUUCGCAGAACGGUUUUUUUUUUAUUUUUCUGGGGAGGAUUUUCGCAAGAGGAAAGAGGAAUCGGAUCUCAUCCUCCUCGUCCUCCCCCUUCGAUGGAAGUUACGGCAGAGGAAACGGCAGUGGCAGUGGUGGCAACAGAAAAUGGGUUGGAAUCGACGGCGACCAGCGGCAGCAAAAAGAAGAAGGCGAAAAAGAGAAACAAGUCUAAAAAUAUCGGCACAAAUCUGAGUCCGGAGCAGCAGCCAAAUUCAGCCGAAAUUGAUGUAAAUAGGACUAGCACUAGUGGGAAGCGGCUGCAGAAUGGUCUUCUGGAGGAGGACGCGACGACGACGCACGAAAACUCAGUAGAUAAAGUUAGUGAAAAGCUGGACCAAGCACUGCAAUUGAAUAGUAAUAAGACCAAGAACGGGCUGACCAACGGGACCGUGUCCGGUUGCGAGGAGCACCAUCCGGAGGACGGCACGACCACCUCGAACGGUGCCGUGAGCAAGAAACGGCACCGGAACAAGCAUAAAUCCAAAUCCCAACCGCCGGUGGCCGACGUCGCCGUCAGUGGGAACUGCCAAGAAUCGUCGCUGCCCCCCGUCGUCGCUGUCCAGCACUGCCCGGCCAAACCGGUAGCGGAGCCCGUGCCGCCAGUCCCCGAGGAACCGCCCAAGCCCGCCAUCGAUUAUCGGGAGUACGAGUCGGAGCUGCAAAUGCCCAGCAUCAUGGCGCUGAUCCAGAAGGACCUGUCCGAACCAUACUCGAUCUACACCUAUCGGUACUUUAUCCACAACUGGCCCCGGCUGUGCUUUCUGGCGCUGCACGAGGGCCGCUGCGUCGGGGCGAUUGUCUGCAAGCUGGACAUUCACCGCCAGAAUAUCCGCCGGGGCUACAUUGCGAUGCUGGCCGUCGACAAGGACUACCGGAAGCUCAAGAUCGGGACGACGCUGGUGCAGAAGGCGAUUCAGGCCAUGCUCGAGGACGACGCCGACGAGGUCGUGCUGGAGACGGAAAUCACGAACCGGCCCGCCCUGCGGCUGUACGAGAACCUGGGCUUCGUGCGGGACAAGCGGCUCUUCCACUACUAUCUGAACGGGGUGGACGCGCUGCGGCUCAAGCUCUGGUUCCGAUGAAUGCGGUCAACAGUGAGGCCACUUCUUGUACUACUCGUAACCCGUAUCAACAACUCAAUGUACUGCUGCUAGUUUAAACCGCGUGUGGUUCCAGGAUUCUUCGGAACGCAAAAGGGCAAUUUCAUGAUAGAGUCGUGACGUUAUCUCGAUGAAGCUGGAUAGCAAAUCGAAUCGAGGGUCAACACACACACACACGCACGCGAUGUGGAAUAAAGCAAAACCAAGGUUCAUAAUUUAUGUAGAUGUACUUCGUUUUCUUCUUAUUUUCUUUGUAGCGGCUGAUAUUUGUGUCUACCAGACAAGAAGACGAAAUCAUGUAACAAAUUGUACUAGACUUAUUCAAACUAACAAAUUCAUGCGUGGCGGAAAAGGGAACCGGAAGCUUAAAAUCAGCAACUAUUAUUUAUAUUUCACAACAACAACAAAAACCUAUAUCAAAACAAGCGACAUUUGCCACGAGAAACUUGAUUUUACACUAGAUUAGAAAACAAGAAAAAAAAGAAACAACUCAAAAAACCAUUUUGUGGUACGAAUGUUACCAAAUCACUCCCUGGUUUGUGAGGCUUUUAGCGUUCAGUAAAAGAAGUAAAGCAAAACAUUUCAAAUUGAUGGUUCCUUAUUUUAACGGCCAGACUCCAGUUCUCUUUAGUUGGAAGAUUUGUAAAAGGGUCAGUGUCCCGACACUUUUGUUUGUUUGUACCGAAUAAAAAAAAAAUGAUGGGGAACGAGCUGAAGUUCUUGUACUAAAAAAA
This is a messenger RNA of Culex quinquefasciatus (southern house mosquito), 2120 nucleotides long. RefSeq names its product N-alpha-acetyltransferase 30A. Gene Ontology annotation, molecular function: protein-N-terminal amino-acid acetyltransferase activity. NCBI's taxonomy places the organism in Eukaryota, Metazoa, Arthropoda, Insecta, Diptera, Culicidae. The record is from RefSeq and is a predicted model, not a curated record. The transcript has 2 exons. The coding region runs from base 343 to 1368 and encodes 341 amino acids. Gene Ontology annotation, cellular component: NatC complex. Gene Ontology annotation, biological process: N-terminal peptidyl-methionine acetylation.